Messenger RNA from Mytilus trossulus (common blue mussel), 857 nucleotides. RefSeq lists its product as uncharacterized. NCBI's taxonomy places the organism in Eukaryota, Metazoa, Mollusca, Bivalvia, Mytilida, Mytilidae. Gene Ontology annotation, molecular function: protein binding. The record is from RefSeq and is a predicted model, not a curated record. The transcript has 2 exons. The coding region runs from base 9 to 857 and encodes 282 amino acids.
UUCCAAAUAUGGCCGUUCUGAUUCGUUUUAGAUGUAUUUUACUGUUUCUGUCGGGGAUGCUUUUGUUUUCUAGCGCAACAUCACACAUACCAGUCAACAAAGAAAAGGAGGAUCGUAGAAUUGAUAGAAUUGAGGAAUUGUUAACAAAUCAAAAUGAACGAAUUCGGACUUUAGAGAAAAUUGUAACUAGCCAGCAAAAUGAAAUACAAAAUUUGCGAGAUGAAGUGUCAGAUCUAAAAAGCAAUGAUCGAAUUCAUGAGCGAAAACUAUUACGUCUUGUUGCCAUUUUGACAAAAUCUACCCCUAAAAUGGCGGAUGUUGUUACCAGUGCGUCUAUGAAUGAUUCCGAAAUGUCAAAAAUACCAAAGAAAGAUAUAACAUUCGAAAAAGACAACAAACGACUACUAGAAGGUGGUAUACCAACCGCACCAGUUCCUACAAUAAUGCCUACAACGACAGCGUUUUAUGCCUACAUGAGUCAACAUCAACCAUCCCCUAGUGCUCACCAUACUCUCAUAUUCGACACAGUAGUAACAAAUGAAAACAAUGGCUAUCAUCCUUUUUCGGGAAUAUUUAUUGUUCCGGUAAAUGGAAUAUAUGUAUUCACUUUUAGUAUUAGGGUGGAUUGUCAUAGUAACGGCCCGUAUGAAAUUGUGAAAAAUGCUGAUGUAGUCGGAGUGGUCAACUCUGACCUACAGCAGGUGUGCCUUCAAGAUCAUCUAGCAGGAACUGUCGUUAUAACUGCCAAAAAAGGGGAUGAUGUGUUUGUAAGAACGCAUAUAGGAACACGUCACGGAAUGAUUGUGAGUGAUUCAAAUGGAAGAUCGUCAUUCGCUGGAUGGAUGAUUUCAUCUUAA